CUCGAGCGAUAACCGUGACAUACAGUGUCGAGGAUUUAGUGACGUUCACGUGGACAGAUCACGUGUUUUCGCCUCGUGAUCGUUGCCGAAUUGCUGCGGAAUAUGCUUCUUGGUGGCUGCAGAUAUUCUAUCCAGAGUCAGAAUGUGCCGUCCACGAGGACCGGCGGCGCCUGGGGUCCUUAUAAUUCUUUUCGAAACACCAAUAUGCCGUUGCAGGACAUCACAUUGAGUCAAACCCUGCCAUUGACGAACGGUGAAAACACAAGAGCAUAUGGUGAAAAUUCCUCCGAGGACAAAGACGGAACGACGAUGGCGCGAUCAGGAGAUGGUGGAGGAGGCGGUGGAGGUGGAGUCGGUUACGGUAGAACCAUGAAGGAGUACGAGGAUGAAUUGAGCAACCUGAAAAAGGAGAACUUCCAGCUUAAGUUGCGAAUUUAUCUGUUGGAGGAGGGAAACCCUGCAAGAAAUGGCAUCAGUAGUUUCUCCGACGAGGACGUAAUCAAAACGAACGUAGAAUUAAAGGAAGAGUUGAAGAAAUUGAGGAAGGAAUUGAUGGAGAAGCAGGUCCUGCUUAAUCAGGCAGCCAGAGCUUUUAAAUUAUAUGAGGAACAGAAAGCAGCAACUUCUCGUACUCAAGAUCAAUAUCAGCAAUCGCUUGAAAAAGAACGAGAAAAAGUAACCAAGCUUGAAAGAGAAUUAGCAGAGUAUCGAGAAAGGGAACUAGAUACAUCCUCGUAUUACAAGGAAACAUUUGGCAUCACUCCGGAACAGGCGUUAAAAAAUGUAGAAAAGUUGCGACAGAUGGAAGAACUGGUGGCUUCCCUCGAAGCAGAGGUGAAACAGAUAACCGGCAGUCUGGAAGAGGAGCGCAAUUGGGCACAGGAACUUGAAAACGAGAGGGAUCAGUUCAGAGAGCGAUUAGACACGGAAACGCGGCUGCGGGAGAAGCAGGACAAUGAUCGAGUGCGAAAUAUCGAGGAACUGUGCGAUGAAGUGAAGGAGCUGAAGGACCAGUUAUUCAAGAAGAAUUCAAUCGUGCAGCAAUACGAGAACGAUCUUGCCGAACGGGACAGAUUGCUUAAACAGAAGAGCACAUUGUUGGAAGAAAGGUGUCAGGCAUAUGAGGAGAUCAGCCAGGUUUCCGAAAAAAGGAAAAAGCAGAUCAUUCAAUUGAGGGCAUCUGUAAAAACACGCGAUGACGCCCUCACAGAGAUCAACAAUAAGCAUCGAGCGUUGCUAUCACAGUGCGAAAAUAAUUAUGGCAAGCGUUCGCCACCUAGUAGUCCCUCAGCUUUAGUUUCGUUGACAAACGAUUAUCUAUCACCAUUUACGGGACAGAAAGUAUCUUAUGUACAAAGUACAACAAAGCAUGAUGGUUCUUAUGAUUGUGAAUCGAGUAAAGAAAGAGCGACGAGUUUGAGUUCACCACUCGGCAGAGAUUCCAAGGAACUCAAGAAUCUUAUAAAGGAACUGGAAGAGAGGGACAAUAAAUUAAAACAGCACGAAGAUACUAGAAAGCAGUUGAUAUUAAAACUGUGCAACGCCCAGAAGCAGGCAGAAAAUUCAGAGCAAAAAUUGAAAAAACUGGAGGUCGAGUAUAAGAAGGCCAUUAGAGCGAUACAAGGCUUUAUGGAGCGCGAGAAACACAGGCGAGAUACGGAUUCCCACCAAGAACGGCAGAUCAUGGAACUAGAUUCGGAGUUACGCAAGAGAAGAAACAGCCACAGUCCCGUCUCGUUGAAGGAUCUCAGCGUUAAGAACGUGGACGAUAUUGAAAACGAAUCCUGCAAACAGCAACGUUUCGAAGAAAUGGAAAGCAAGAUUAGCGACCUGCGAGACCAAAUCGAGACAAUAAAAGCUGAAAAGAAUCUCUUGGAAAAACGGACGCAAGUCGAAUUUAACGAAUUCCAAGUUCGUCUUCUCAAUAAGGAGCAAAAGAUUAAGGUCCUGGAGAUGGAGAAGCAGAUUGUUACAGAAGAUUUGAAAAACAAAACUGCUCAACUCGAUAACCUCAGGCAUGUCGACGAGAUGAACGGUGUGGAUGCAGUUACCACCACCAAUUAUCGUGACGAUACUCUGCGAAGGGAAGAUCUGCUCGAGCAGUUGAAUCAGCGAAAUGUCGAGGUCGAGGAGAAGAAUCGCAAGAUUGAACAGUUGACGAAGGAAUUGCAUGCGACGACUCAGAAUCUGCAGAUGUUGAUUAACACAGAACUCUGGAGCAAGAACAAGGAGAUCGCCAAGCUGCACAAUCAUAUGACAGCAUCGUGUAGUCAUGACAGGAACCGUAAUAAGCCCGAGAUUGUCCAGGAAGUUGAUAGCAGCUUGCAGUUAACAAAUCUGAUUCACGAGUUGAAUGAAAUCGGUGUUAAAGUAAAUUUCACGAAUGACAUUGUUCAACUCGAUUACAUUAACGGGGACGAAACGGUGGACGUGAAGACUUUAAGCGAGAGCGUUCAGAGGCUGACGAGUCAGCGAAAUGAUCUCGAAAAAGAAGUGGAUUAUCUCAAGUGGCUGAAGCUCGUGUCGAAGCCCGACAUCGCCGCGGAAAUCGAUGGUUGUGGCAACGAGACGGAACGGGCGAAGAAGUACUGCGAGCUACUGCGCACGCAUCUGAAGGACCUGGUGAAGUUCAUGAAGGAGAUGCUCAAGAAUACCGAUCGUGCGGACACUAUUGGUACCGAGCACAAGAAAAUCGUGCUCGAUGUUCUGCUCAGCUCCAAAAUACUGUCGGAUGAUUUUGUGCGCGCUCUUGAAGGUAUGAGCGUGGAAGACGGUGGUGCGAUCGUGAACGAUAGGAUCGAUGGUUCCGUGAAAAGGAGUCGGUCCGACAACGUCGUGGAGACGUCGAAAAAUCAGGCGUCGCAGUCGGAUUCAGAAACGUUCUCGGAACCCGAUCGGACCGUCUCCAUGGCCAGAAUCGGUCUGCAGGAAAAGCAAUACAAGAACCUGUGCCGUCCCAGAUUCACGAAGUACACCAAGACCCGCAGCGACUCCGAGGACUCCGCGGAUUAUGUGCCUUAUCAUAAGACCUAUCAGAACGACCUUGAUCUGGACGCGAGCCACCAGAUACAGGAGCUGAAGGAAACGAAUAACAUGUUGUAUUCUGAACUUAGCGCUCUAAGGAAUGACUUGAUCACAAAAGCUUCUUUCGAUUGUGUAAUCGAUGAAAAAUUAACGCCAUUUAUCACGAAGUUGGAGAAAUCGCAAAGGUUUUGUGAAAAGUUACAAGUUUCUUUGGAGAAGAGGAUACACGAGUUCCAUACGUUGAGAAAGGAGAACAAGCAGAAUAGCGUUCGCAAGAUGCAAUUGGAGAAAAAGAUCAACGAUGUCGAACAAAUGGCGAGCGAAAUUACCAAACAGAAAGCUGAAUUUUUGCAGUACAAGGAAAACACCGAUAGAAAGACUACGGAAACUCUUUUGAUACUCAAUAAAGAGAACGAAUCGUUGCGAGCGAGAAUUAAACAGCUAGAGGAUGAAACGGAAACCGCCAAGACAACCAUAUCCACUCUUAGAAAAGAACUGGACCAUCUCACUCUUUCGCAUAGUCAAAUACUCGUGGAGAAUACCAAGUUGACGAACGACAAGUUAAGACUUGAGCAAGAUAUAAGGAAAAUGGAAAAUCGAUAUGACGUGACUGUUCGUUCGCUGCACGAUAAAUUCAGCAAAGAGAUAUGCGAUCUCAAUCAGAUCAACGAAUCGCAUAGAGCAAGAGUGCAAGAACUCGAAACGGCGAAUAAAGAAUUUAGGAGACACAUGGCGGUGUGCGAGGCUAGCGAUUCGGCGGCGAGCUCGAGCGGCGUAUCGUCGAUACCUACGGACGCCACGCUCAAGCAAACUUGCGAUAUUCUGCAGGAAUAUCAACCUUAUAACGUCUCGCAAUUUUGGCAACUGACGAAUUACUCUGCACUUGGAGGACGCAGUAAAUCCAGUUGUUCGCCAGAUUUGGGGAUAGAAAGCGACGCUGCCGUUAAUACAAUGAGACCUUUGAAAGACACAUUAAAAAUCACAGAAUCUAUGACUAACUUAUUGAGCGACGAAGACGGUAGUAAUCACAGAGAUUCAAACAGUGAAAGUCCAUUACCGAUAGAAGGUCUUGAAGAGGUUGAAGCUUUGAAACAGGAGAAUGAAGCAUUAAAGCGAAGACUGAUGAAAACUCGGAAAGCAUUGGAGGAUACGUUUGAGCACUUAUCGGCCUCAAACAAGAACAAGAAAAAUGUUGAAAAGGCGAUAAUAAAGCAACUUAUGGUCACAAGAAGUAUCCUCAAAAAGACGAGGACAUACGACGAACCUUCGGACAACUAACUAACAGAGAUUACAGACUGACUGACUGAUUAAAAAAAUAUUAUGCACGAAGUGUGAAAAAAGGGAAGUAGAACAUAGGAAAGUUGUUACUCGUUGAAUUGUGUUUCUCAUAGAUUAAUUGUUCAUUCAAUGUAUCGUGUUUUAUCUGCGUUUCUCAUUUAUCUCUUCUCACAUUUUUUUGAGGUGAGAGAACUAACGAUACAUAUCGGUACAAAAAAUUGCAAUACUCAGUAAUACUGUAAUACUAGGAAUUACGUGUUACAAAAUUUUUAAACGGAAAAGAUUUCUAAGUGACAGAUAUUUUCAUACGAACACAGAAAUAAACUGUUUUCAAAGAAUAUAAAAAAAAAAAACGAAACGAGAGCUUAAGAUGGAUUUGUAUAUUGAGAUUUGUAUAUAUUUAUACGGGAUACGCGGAUGAUAUUUUUGACAUUUUUGUAGAUUUUCUUUUUUUCACUGUGGAAAAGACCUUCAAAUGCUGAAUACGGCGCGAAUGCCGAUAUUAGAGUCUGUCUUCGUUUGUUGACGUAUUUUGCUUUAUGAAUAACAGAAAUUCGCAAUAUGUGUGUAUAUAUAAUUAAUAAUUAUCUCAUAUAUCGUUAUGUAGCAUUUGUACAUAAUCACCAUGAAUAAAGUGCCAUUGAUAUGCAGGAG
This is a messenger RNA of Temnothorax curvispinosus, 4956 nucleotides long. It is a transcript of the gene cnn, whose product is annotated as centrosomin. Gene Ontology annotation, molecular function: gamma-tubulin binding; microtubule binding; transcription cis-regulatory region binding. The coding region runs from base 103 to 4302 and encodes 1399 amino acids. The transcript has 15 exons. Lineage: Eukaryota; Metazoa; Arthropoda; Insecta; Hymenoptera; Formicidae. The record is from RefSeq and is a predicted model, not a curated record. Gene Ontology annotation, biological process: negative regulation of centriole replication; regulation of mitotic cell cycle spindle assembly checkpoint; positive regulation of DNA-templated transcription. Gene Ontology annotation, cellular component: microtubule plus-end; mitotic spindle pole; perinuclear region of cytoplasm.